Pangasianodon hypophthalmus (striped catfish) is the source of this 1213-nucleotide messenger RNA. RefSeq names its product V-set domain containing T cell activation inhibitor 1 (gene vtcn1). The coding region runs from base 154 to 969 and encodes 271 amino acids. NCBI's taxonomy places the organism in Eukaryota, Metazoa, Chordata, Actinopteri, Siluriformes, Pangasiidae. The transcript is spliced from 5 exons. The record is from RefSeq and is a predicted model, not a curated record.
CCAUGCUUCAGGCUGGGAUUAAAUAUGAAGCUGACAGACCCAAGUGGACCCUUGCUAGUGUAUACGGCUUUCUCAUGCGGCUGUCACGAAUGGAAAAUACAGUGAUCGAUUUAUGACUGCUGCAGUCCACAAUCAGCAUCCGAUGACAUCAGUAUGGCGUCGAUUGGACAGAUCAUCUUUUGGAGCAUGAUUGUCCUCAUAUUUGUAAUGGCUGGACUUAUAAUUCUCCUUUUGGCUAUUGCAUUUUCAGUAUCCCAGGGCUCUGUGGUGACUAAUAAACCGUUUCCUGUGGGCAACCUGGGACAGGAUGUGAUCCUGGACUGCAAAUUCCAAACCAAAACUAGCCAAGUUUCUUCUGAUGUGUCGAUCACCUGGCAAAAGGACGGUCUCACUGGGGUCGUUUAUCAAUACCAGAACAACGCAGAUCAUUUACAGGACCAGAACGCACAGUUCAAAAACAAAGUUAAACUUUUCCCAGAUGCUAUCCACACAGGCAACGCUUCCCUUCUCUUGAGGACAGUAAGGAUGGAGGAUGAGGGAGUGUAUCGCUGCAGUGUGACUGCUUCUGGAGUCACCGGGACAGUCAGCAUUCAUCUCAGAGUGGGUGCUUUCUCAGCUCCUAAUAUAACCAGGUCAAACAACAGCCUGAAGGCCUACGCUCAGAGAUGGCUGCCCAAACCUGAUGUAACCUGGUUUGACCAGAAUGGAACGCAGUUAAAAAGUAGCACCGAGUUUUACAGUAUACCGAUGGGGAUUGUGCAAGUAAUGAGCGACCUCCAAGUCCAAGUGACUGAAGGGACUUACACCUGUAUCAUCCAGAAUGCACUUGUCACAGCUGUCUCUGAAGCAACAGUUAGAGAUAAUGAAGUUUUGACAAGGACUGACUUCAUAUUUAAUUCAUCGCCCAACAUCGUCACAUCACAUGUGAUUGGCACAGCCUUCAUCAUUUUCUGUAUGUUGGUGUACUGAAGGUACAUCCGGUGGAUAUGGCAUCGGCUGUUAGCAGAGACAUGAUUCACACUGUGUUGUAAAAAAAAGCACACAUAAGGUUUUGGUAAAUAUCUCCUGAUACUUAACUUUAACUUGUGGCAUUUCUGUCUUGGUCUCAGUAUACCAAAGCAUGAAUGACAACAAAACAGCUGCAAAAUGUCACCUGCAACUUUAUCUGUAAAUAACAUUUAAGCUUACCUUAAAUAAACGUCAGUAAUGGCUA